AUGAGUGAACAAGAAAAUUAAACAACUAAAAAUUAAAGUCAAGUCAUGCAAUCUACUGAAAUGCCUAACUCCAUGCAAUUGGAAAGUUCAAACUAGAUUUAUACCUACAAGGCCCCUUGGUUGAUCUACGCCAUGGGAUUUCAAUAGAAACCUACUCCUCAAUCUCGUAUUGCAAUAUGUAGUAUGAUUGAAGAUAUUUAGAAUGAAGUAUGUACUUUUUCAUCAUUUAUAGGUUUUCAUACUACAAUUGGAUAAAGAACAAGAAACAUUUGGCAAAAAGGCUAAAUUCAAUCAUAGAUAUGCUCCAACUAAAGUGUUGUGGAUACCUGAUAUCGAAGGCAAGUAUCCUGAUUUACUAGCAACUAGUGGAGAAAAUUUAAAGAUUUGGGAAUAUGAUGAUCAGAAUUCUCAAGUUAAGAUUAAGUGGGACUUAAAAAAUGUAUUUAAUACAAAUCUUAACCAAAUAUAGACAAGUGAUUUUAAUGCUCCAUUGACCUCCUUCGAUUGGAGUUGUAAAUAACAAAAUUAUAUUGGAACUGCUUCAAUAGAUACAACAUGCACACUUUGGGAUAUUGAAAAAUAAACUGUAGUUACUUAACUCAUUGCCCAUGAUAAGGAAGUCUAUGAUAUUUGUUUUAGUGUUGAUCAUUAGAUUUUUGCAUCUGUUGGGGCAGAUGGUAGUUGCAGACAAUUUGAUUUAAGGUUUAAUUUUAGUAAAUUCUUAGAGCCUUAGAUCAUUCAACAGUGCUAUUUGAGACAGAGAACAACAACCCAAUUGUAAGAUUAGCAUGGAAUAAAAUGGAUACCAAUUACUUAGCAAUCAUAGAAAUGGAUGUUAAUUAUGUUACAUUGCUGGAUACAAGGUAAAUACAUACUCAUUUUACAAUAGAUAACCACUUCUACCUUUGGCUAAAUUAAAAAAUCACAAAGACUAUGUUAAUGCUAUUGCAUGGGCACCAGAGUCAACUACUCAUUUAUGCAGUGUGGCCGAUGAUUAAUCAGCCCUGAUUUGGGACUUCUCAGAACUUCAGAACAAAUAAAAUGAUUAAAAUUCAAUUGGUAUUCCUCUGUUUUUAAAUAGAUCCUCUACUGGAGUACAAAGCAGAAAAUGAAAUUAGUAAUAUAUCAUGGUCUUUGACUAAAGUUGAUUAAGUGAGUAUUUGUUAUAACAAAUCAUGUUAAAUUUUAAAUGUUUGA
Paramecium octaurelia is the source of this 1197-nucleotide messenger RNA. Lineage: Eukaryota; Ciliophora; Oligohymenophorea; Peniculida; Parameciidae. The record is from the annotation of a GenBank genome assembly.